Molecule: messenger RNA, 957 nt
Organism: Punica granatum (pomegranate)
Lineage: Eukaryota; Viridiplantae; Streptophyta; Magnoliopsida; Myrtales; Lythraceae
Source: RefSeq, a predicted model, not a curated record
GCAUCAAUUUCUCCCGCAAAAUUAGGUUUGCCCGAUAGAGCUCUGAGGGGGCUUCUGCCUGUGCCUCUGCCUCUGAUUCUGUCUCCCCCCCCCCCCCCCCUGUCUCGCAAUUUCAGGGAUUGGAGCUUCGGGUUUUGGGAUUCUUCGUUUAAAUUUGUUGGGGAGGCGCGCCUGCUUCUGACUUUGACCGGUGGACUCCAUUUCUCCUUCCCCUUCUUCGCCGUUUCCUCUCUCCGAUCCGAUUUCUCUCUUUCAAAGAGGAAUGGCUUCAAAACGUAUCUUGAAGGAACUCAAGGAUUUGCAGAAGGAUCCUCCCACUUCCUGCAGUGCUGGUCCUGUGCAUGAAGACAUGUUUCACUGGCAAGCAACUAUAAUGGGACCUACUGAUAGCCCUUAUGCUGGAGGCGUUUUCCUAGUCUCAAUUCAUUUUCCUCCGGAUUAUCCCUUCAAGCCUCCUAAGGUUGCAUUCAGGACCAAGGUAUUCCACCCAAACAUAAAUAGCAAUGGAAGCAUUUGUCUCGACAUCCUGAAGGAACAGUGGAGUCCAGCACUUACCAUUUCCAAGGUGCUGCUCUCAAUUUGCUCGCUGCUCACUGAUCCGAACCCUGAUGAUCCUCUGGUCCCGGAGAUUGCCCAUAUGUACAAGACCGACAGAGCCAAGUACGAGGCUACUGCUCGCAGCUGGACACAGAAGUACGCGAUGGGAUAAUACCCGCACCUGAACCCACUUAAAAACUUAGUGCUUCGAAAGAAGAAGCUUGCUUGUUUCCAAUGGGAAGUUAGUUCGGUCAGAAACUUUGUUUAAUCGAUCAUAUUCUAGAUCCUGAAACUAUAUGUAUCGACACAGAUCUGUUUCCCAUGUGUGAAUCUUGUUUGCAACUCCCUUUGCAUUUGUUUGUGAAGCGUUUAGUGUUUAAUCAUGGAUAUGUAUGAAAACCCACCAGGUCAUUUUGGGAA